UAUCUUCUCAAAACUUCUGUCAAAUAGAACUUUAGAAUUAUUGAACCCGACACUAAAGCAUUUUUUUUUUUUUUGGUCCCCUCUCUUUCCAUCUUUAAAGUCUUAUAUAUGACGGAACAAGGUGACAUCUGUUCAACAGCUAGCUAGAGAAGUAAGACAUGGCAAUUGAAGGUGGUGUUUCGGUGUUCUGCCUGAUGGCUUUAGUGGUGUUUACCAGUACUACAAGCAGUGGAGAAGCAGUGAAACCCAGUCAUUACUCAAUGCCCUUUAACAGAACCAGUUUUCCACCCCAUUUCAUAUUUGGAGCUGGUUCUGCUGCUUACCAGUCUGAAGGAGCAGCUCUCCAAUAUGGAAAGGGACCAAGCAUAUGGGACACUUUUACUAGAAAUCAUCCAGAGAAGAUUAAAGAUAGAAGCUCAGGGCUUGUAGCUGAUGAUUUUUAUCAUCGUUACAAGGAGGAUAUAAAGCUUAUGAAAAAAAUUGGUCUGGACUCUUUCAGAUUCUCCAUAUCAUGGCCCAGGCUUUUACCUACUGGAAAAGUUAAAGGUGGAGUUAAUAAAGAAGGAGUUCAAUUCUAUAACAACGUCAUCAAUGAGCUCCUUUCUAAUGGAAUAGUGCCCUUUGUGACACUCUUCCACUGGGAUUUCCCACAAGCUCUUGUAGAUGAAUAUGGUGGAUUUCUAAGCCCUAAUAUUGUGGAAGAUUAUGGAGCAUAUGCAGACUUUGUGUUUAAAACAUUUGGAGACCGGGUCAAGAAUUGGGCCACAUUCAACGAGCCCAGUUUGUUUUCUGUAAAGGGGUAUGAUGGUGGUGUAUAUGCUCCUGGUCGGUGUUCAGACUACGCUGGAAAUUGCACUGCUGGAGACUCUGCCACUGAGCCUUAUAUUGUGGGGCAUUAUCAGCUUCUUGCUCAUGCACAAGCCGUCAAAGUCUACAAGGAAAAGUACCAGGAGUCUCAGAAGGGAAAAAUAGGAAUAACAUUAGUUACCAACUGGUUCAAACCAAAAUUCAAAACAAAGUCCAGCCGUGAAGCUGCCUCGAGAGCCUUGGACUUUAAUCUGGGAUGGUUUCUUGAUCCUAUCACAUAUGGUGAUUAUCCCAAAACAAUGCAAUCAGUGUUGGGAAGUAGGCUGCCCAAAUUCACAAAGGCUCAAUCGGUCGCUAUAAAAGGGUCAAUAGAUUUCCUUGGAGUGAAUUAUUAUACUACCGAUUAUGCGGAUGCUGCACCCCCUGCUACUGUGAACCACAGUUACUAUGUAGAUAUGCAAGCUACUCUCACUUCGGAGAAGAAUGGAGUCGCAAUUGGUCAGCGUACUGAUGUCAGCUGGCUUUACAUCUAUCCGAGAGGAAUUCAAGAGCUUUUGAUAUAUAUAAAACAUAAAUACAAGAAUCCACCAGUAUACAUCAAUGAAAACGGUGUUGGUGAGGCAAAUAAUAGCACCUUGCCUGUGAAGGAGGCUAUCAAGGAUAGUAUAAGGAUAAGAUACCUCCAUGGCCAUCUCACCUAUCUUCUACAAUCCAUCAAGGAAGGUGUUAAUGUGAAAGGAUACUAUGCAUGGUCAUUUCUUGACGACUUCGAAUGGGGAUCAGGUUACACCCUUCGAUUUGGCCUCACAUACAUUGAUUUCAAAAACAAUUUGAAAAGACACCUCAAGUAUUCUGCCUACUGGUUGAAGAUGUUCCUCCUCAAAUGAAAUAAUAUUUCAUACCCACAUUCGCCCUCUUCUUCCUCUCUUAAAUAAGCUGGAGAAGUCUUCUUUCUUCACCAUAAAUCAAUAUCUUAGUAAAUAGAUUCUCCUAUAAUUGUAUGUGGCACUUCAAGUGCUAAUGCAAGUAUUAUUAAUUUCUA
Molecule: messenger RNA, 1849 nt
Organism: Ziziphus jujuba (common jujube)
Lineage: Eukaryota; Viridiplantae; Streptophyta; Magnoliopsida; Rosales; Rhamnaceae
Product: vicianin hydrolase
Exons: 13
Coding region: 159-1694 (511 amino acids)
Biological process (GO): carbohydrate metabolic process
Molecular function (GO): beta-glucosidase activity
Source: RefSeq, a predicted model, not a curated record